This is a messenger RNA of Cryptomeria japonica (Japanese cedar), 534 nucleotides long. RefSeq lists its product as uncharacterized. The transcript has 3 exons. Lineage: Eukaryota; Viridiplantae; Streptophyta; Pinopsida; Cupressales; Cupressaceae. Bases 1 to 534 code for a protein of 177 amino acids. The record is from RefSeq and is a predicted model, not a curated record.
AUGGAUGAGUGUGAGGCCUAUAUUCAUCCUCGAGUCCAGGUCAUUCUCACCUGCGAAGGCAAUGGAGAAUACACAGCCAGCAUUAAAUCAUAUCUUUCUGUGGUGGAAAAUCUUGGCUGUAGAAUGGCGGCCAGUCGUGCUGGUGCAGUGCUGGGGUUGAUAGCCCUUAUAGCAAUGUUAAUGGGCCAAUCUAGUGAAGCACUGGUUUUUGCAUUUUCUAAUCACGCGCAAGGAACCACCGGCGGCAACAGAUUCGACCAAGAAAUUGGGCAAAAUAGGAAAAAUAUAGAGAGAGUUACUCUGAUCGUAGAAAGCAUAAACAACCCGGGCAUCGCUGCAUAUACGAGAGAAAACGAAAUUCACCUGACUGCACAUUAUGUGGGCAAAUUCCAAAGGGACGCAAAGGCACAGAUUCGAGGAGUUUUGUACCACGGAAUGACACACGUGUGGCAGUGGAACGGGCAGGGAAAAGCCCCCGGUGGGCUCAUUGAAGGUAUUGCAGACUAUAUGCGCCUCAGUGCAGGUUCCUGUUAG